Molecule: messenger RNA, 1501 nt
Organism: Nicrophorus vespilloides
Lineage: Eukaryota; Metazoa; Arthropoda; Insecta; Coleoptera; Silphidae
Product: U2 small nuclear ribonucleoprotein auxiliary factor 35 kDa subunit-related protein 2
Exons: 4
Coding region: 126-1394 (422 amino acids)
Biological process (GO): mRNA splicing, via spliceosome
Cellular component (GO): U2AF complex; spliceosomal complex
Molecular function (GO): metal ion binding; pre-mRNA 3'-splice site binding
Source: RefSeq, a predicted model, not a curated record
AUCAAACAAAUCAAAUCGAAAAAAAAGUAAACAAAGUGGAGGUUUCUGCUAACAGCAGUAUUGUAAUUAUAUCUUUAUUAAAGAUAUUCUAUAUUAUAGAACUCGUAAUCAUAUGAGACAUACUUAUGGGGAAACAUUCCGAGUGGCGGAAAACCGCUAAAAAAGAACGGAGGCGGUGGUGCAGACGGCAAAAGGCGGCCGAAAAGCAAAAGGUCGAAGAUGAAGAAUGUAAGCGUAGGGAAAAUUCUCCUUCAUAUAAGAAAUGGCUUGAGGAGCAGGAGCAGAUUGAGGAGUUUGCCAGCAACGAGGAAUCCAGGUUAGCUGAAGUUGCUGAUGCUGAGUACCUGGAGAGAGAGAGGGAGGCUUGCAGACAUUGGCAGGAGUUGCAGAUUAAGAUAAGAGCAGCUAAGGAGGAGAGGGCUAAGCAGAAUGCAAAGAUCAAGGAAGAAUGGGAGAGAGAUCAGCAGAAGCUGAGAGAGCUGAAGGAGGAGAAGGAUAGGUUUGAAGAGGAAAAGAGAUUAAAGUUUGAGAGGCUACAAGAAAGCAUCGAGGAGUUCAUCAAUAGCGAGGCGGAGAUGCCCGAGGAACUGAACGAAGUACUCCAGAGCAAUCCGAUGAAACCAGUGUGUCCGUUCUUCAAGAAAACAGCAGCAUGCAGAUUCAGCGACAACUGUUCGAGAAACCACAUCAGACCAACGGUCAGCAACAUUCUAAUCAUGAGGAAUUUUUAUUCGCACUACAGCCUCGACUUGACCAGCGAGAACGAGCACGGAAGCGAUUCCAUCCUGGAAUUCGAAACACAAGAAACCUACGAUCAUUUCAAGGAGUUCUUCUACGACAUACUUUCCGAAUUAGAGAAGCUGGGAAGACUUAAACAGAUUAAGGUGUGCUGCAACAAAGAACCCCAUCUGCGUGGUAAUGUUUACGUUGAAUUCGCGAAAGCAAGGGAAGCCGUCAAAGCUUAUAGGAAUCUGCAAGGCAGGUUUUACGCCGGGAAACAAAUCGCGGUGGAAUUCUGCGAGAUCGAAUCGUGGAAAUCGGCAAUAUGCGGGCUUUUCUUUAAACAGAGGUGUCCCAAAGGAAGCGGGUGCAACUUUCUGCACGUCUUUAGAAAUCCUGGAAACAUGUUUUUUGCUGCCAGCUGGGAAGAGCCUCGUUCGCCGAAUCGCAAGAAAGUCCAGGAUAGCGACAAACGAGAGUGGAGAUGGUCAGAGUCUCCGGAGCGACCUCUUCGACAGGAAGAUAAGUCCAAGGUAGAUGCAGUGCCGAAUGGGUCCAAAGAGAAGUACGAUCGCAGGAGGAAACGCAGCAGGUCCAGGACGAAGUCGCGGAGGCGUAGCAGGUCAAGGCACGUGAAGAACCACAGACACAGAUCAAGGAGGAGUCGAUCAUAAAUAAUGUAAUCAAAAGAAAAGUAUAUAUUUGUUCACUACAUGUCUAUUUUAUGUGUAAAAAGAAAACUGAAAGUAUUAAAUGACUAUUAUCUGAAAUAAAAAAGAAA